Molecule: messenger RNA, 5419 nt
Organism: Rhinolophus ferrumequinum (greater horseshoe bat)
Lineage: Eukaryota; Metazoa; Chordata; Mammalia; Chiroptera; Rhinolophidae
Gene: NFATC2
Product: nuclear factor of activated T cells 2
Exons: 11
Coding region: 415-3087 (890 amino acids)
Biological process (GO): regulation of transcription by RNA polymerase II; cytokine production; calcineurin-NFAT signaling cascade
Cellular component (GO): transcription regulator complex
Molecular function (GO): DNA-binding transcription factor activity, RNA polymerase II-specific; transcription factor binding; RNA polymerase II cis-regulatory region sequence-specific DNA binding
Source: RefSeq, a predicted model, not a curated record
CACGGAGCUGGCUGGCCGCGGAGGAGGCGACGUCAUGGAUUCCUGAGUGUGAAGUUUGCAGGAAAGCCCUUAGUUUUUGAGAUGGACGAGAUCCAGUGGUUUCCAUGGUGCUGGAUAAACAGGAGGAAACAGUGAGGGAAUCCCGUUAUUUUACUGCAUUGAAAGCCUAUAAACACGGAGCGCCGGGAAGGAAGUCGCGUUCCCUCUCGAGUAAGCCGAACGCUGAGCCGCGCCGACUCCGCUGCUCCGGGAGCCGGGAGCCGGGAGCGGGAGGCGCGCAGCUCCCGGGCCGCUCGCAGGCUCCUCGGCCAGGGCAGCCCCGCGAGCAUGCUUUAGAGGACGGCGCCCCCUUGGCUCCGGGUCGCCAAAAAUAGAGCCCCGGUCACACCGAGCGUCAAGCCCCAUCCCCUCCAGAUGCAGAGAGAGGCUGCGUUCAGGCUGGGGCAUUGCCACCCGCUCCGCAUCAUGGGGUCUGUGGACCAAGAAGAACCGAAUGCACAUAAGGUCGUCUGCCCACCCUCCGGACUUGCAUACUCUGAUGAUAUCCUGGACUAUGGCCCCCUCGCCAGUCUCUCUGGCGAGCCCCCCGGCCGGUUCGGAGAGCCGGAUAGGGUAGGGCCCCAGAACUUUCUGAGCCCGGCCAAGCCAGCGGGGGCCUCGGGCCUGAGCCCUCGGAUCGAGAUCACUCCAUCCCACGAACUGAUGCAGGCAGGGGGGCCCCUCCGCGUGAGAGACACUGGCCUCCUGGGGGAGCAAGCGCCCCUGGCAGGGAUGGCCGCCAGCCCGAGGUUCACCCUGCCCGUGCCCGGCUUCGAGGGCUACCGCGAGCCGCUUUGCUUGAGCCCCGCUAGCAGCGGUUCCUCUGCCAGCUUCAUUUCCGACACCUUCUCCCCCUGCACCUCGCCCUGCGUCUCGCCCAAUAACGGCGGCGGGCCGGACGACCUGUGUCCCCAGUUUCAAAACAUCCCUGCUCAUUAUUCCCCCAGAACCUCGCCAAUAAUGUCACCUCGAACCAGCCUCGCUGAGGACAGCUGCCUGGGCCGCCACUCGCCCGUGCCCCGUCCGGCCUCCCGCUCCUCGUCUCCUGGUGCCAAGCGGAGGCAUUCGUGCGCCGGGGCCUUGGUCGCCCCGCUGCCCGGAGCCUCACCCCAGCGCUCCCGCAGCCCCUCGCCGCAGCCCCCGGACGACGGCGCCCCCGCUGGGUAUCACCCCACGGCUGGCUCUGCCGUCCUCAUGGAUGCCCUGAACAGCCUCGCCGCGGAAUCUUGUGGGAUCCCCACCAAGAUGUGGAAGACCAGCCCUGACCCGUCGCCGGUGUCUGCGGCCCCGUCCAAGGGCGGCCUGCCCCGCCACAUGUACCCAGCCGUGGAGUUCCUGGGGCCCUGCGAGCAGGAGGAGAGGAGGAACUCGGCCCCGGAGUCCAUCUUGCUGGUGCCGCCCACUUGGCCCAAGCAGCUGGUGCCUGCUAUUCCCAUCUGCAGUAUCCCGGUGACUGCAUCUCUCCCUCCACUCGAGUGGCCACUCUCCCACCAGUCAGGCUCCUAUGAGCUGAGGAUUGAGGUGCAACCCAAGCCACACCACCGGGCCCACUAUGAGACAGAAGGCAGCCGAGGGGCUGUCAAAGCCCCAACCGGUGGCCACCCUGUGGUUCAGCUCCAUGGCUACAUGGAAAACAAGCCCUUGGGGCUUCAGAUCUUCAUUGGGACAGCCGACGAGCGGAUUCUUAAACCCCACGCCUUCUACCAGGUACACCGGAUCACGGGAAAAACGGUUACCACCACCAGCUAUGAGAAGAUCGUGGGCAACACCAAAGUCCUAGAAAUCCCACUGGAGCCAAAAAACAACAUGAGAGCAACCAUUGACUGUGCGGGAAUCCUGAAGCUUAGAAAUGCAGACAUUGAGCUGCGGAAAGGAGAGACGGAUAUCGGCAGGAAGAACACGCGAGUGAGGCUGGUUUUCCGGGUGCACAUUCCAGAGUCCAGUGGAAGAAUCGUGUCCUUGCAGACUGCAUCUAACCCCAUCGAGUGCUCCCAACGAUCCGCCCACGAGCUGCCCAUGGUGGAAAGACAAGAUGUCGACAGCUGCCUGGUCUACGGGGGCCAGCAGAUGAUUCUCACGGGACAGAACUUCACGGCCGAGUCCAAAGUCGUGUUCACAGAGAAGACCACAGAUGGGCAGCAAAUUUGGGAGAUGGAGGCCACGGUGGAUAAAGACAAGAGCCAGCCCAACAUGCUUUUUGUUGAGAUCCCUGAGUAUCGGAACAAACACAUCCGCACUUCGGUGAAGGUGAACUUCUAUGUCAUCAAUGGGAAAAGAAAACGAAGUCAGCCUCAGCACUUUACCUACCAUCCAGUCCCAGCCAUCAAGACGGAGCCCACCGAUGAAUAUGACCCCACCUUGAUGUGCAGCCCCAUCCCCGGGGGCCUGGGGAGCCAGCCUUACUACCCACAGCACCCUAUGGUGGCUGAGUCCCCUUCCUGCCUCGUGGCCACCAUGGCUCCCUGCCAGCAAUUCCGCUCAGGGCUCUCGUCCCCCGACGCCCGCUACCAGCAGCAGAACCCAGCGGCCGUCCUGUACCAGCGCAGCAAGAGCUUGAGCCCCAGCCUACUGGGCUACCAGCAGCCGGCCCUCAUGGCAGCGCCUCUGUCCCUCGCGGACGCGCACCGCUCGGUGCUGGUGCACGCAGGCUCCCAGGGCCAGAGCGCGGCCCUGCUCCACUCUUCCCCAGCCAACCAGCAGGCCUCGCCGGUGAUCCACUACUCGCCCACCAACCAGCAGCUGCGCUGCGGAAGCCACCAAGAAUUCCAGCACAUCAUGUACUGCGAGAAUUUCGCACCCGGCACCGCCAGGCCCGGCCCGCCCCCUGUCAAUCAAGGUCAGAGGCUGAGCCCGGGGUCCUACCCCACGGUCAUUCAGCAGCAGAAUGCCACAAGCCAAAGAGCCGCCAAAAACGGACCCCCGGUCAGUGACCAAAAGGAAGCAUUACCUACAGGAGUGACAAUUAAGCAAGAGCAGAACUUGGAUCAGACCUACUUGGAUGACGAGCUGAUAGACACACACCUUAGCUGGAUACAAAACAUAUUAUGAAACAGAAUGACUGUGAUCUUUGAUCCGAGAAAUCAAAGUUAAAGUUAAUGAAAUUAUCAGGAAGGAGUUUUCAGGACCUCCCGCCAGAAAUCAGACGUAGAAGAAGCCAUUAGCAAGACACCUUCCAUAUCUGACCCCUCGGAGCCUUCCACUGCCCCCACCUGUUUUCUUUACUGUACAUGUUCCGGCCCGGAGUCCACACGUGGGACAGUGUUCUGGCAGAAAGCUGACUCUCAGUGAAGCAGCUCGCCACCUCUCUCUGGAAACACCAGAGAGAACACUCUGCCUUUUGAUUUUUUUUUUUUGUUUUAAAUCCCAAAGAGCAUCUCGGUUGACUUGAAUGGUAUCCCAUCCAAACCUUAAGUGCCUGCUGACCAAAAAUGUAUUGUGAACAAGACAGCACGUUGGAACCACCUGAGAACAGAAUGACCGGAGCUCGGGCAUGGGCCGGGUGGGGGAUGGAGGACAUGGGGCCCUGUGAUUAAACCCCAGCACUUGCGUUCAUUUUUCCAGGUCCCCAAUACAGCUUCUAUACCUUCUGAAGGAAAGGAAUUCUCAAACAGAGCAAGCGAAGAGACAUGGCCCAAGAAUCCGGCUUACAGGCUGAAGAAACAGAGAGAGGCCAGACGGUCAUCCUUAGGAAUCACCUCUUCCAUGCCACAGUUGGGCCACAGCUAAAGCUUAGUUUGAAAUUCCCAUUCUGAAGCAAAACUGGCCUGUACAAGAUCACCUGCUCCAACUUCUUGGCGUUAAGUUACGACAUGUGUACACCUUUUCUUUUCCCUGCUUCUCACAGCUGGCCAAGGUGGCUAGAGGUGGAGCCACCUCAGCCAGCUUCUCCUCACCUACGGCACGUGGUCACGGACGGGAGAUAGGAACCCUGGCUGCAGAGUGAGCGCCCAUCCGCCGCAGCCUACAACCUAAUGGCUUUUUGACGUUCCUGCUUUCUUUUUUCCUAACAGCCAGAGUGCUUUUCUGUAAAGUAGUCAAGAAGAAUUUCAAGCAUGUGCAUUGAAUUUUGAGAAGGAAUGGUAGAAGGCCUAAAGAACCUCCCCCCACCCCAGAAAAAAAUUAUAGGCAUUUUUGUUAAGUAAAAUGGUUGUGAAAUGCGGCAAUUGGCAGGACUAAGUGUUUCUUUCAGUGGGUUCCCCCACGAUAGAAGAAAAGAGCUGAAUUCUCUCCUCUCUGGCCUAAACUCAAAGUAGGAUGCUCAAGCUCAGGAUUUGGCUUCACAGUUCAUUGGUUACUUUUGCCUGAACCCAUGUAAAACCUUGCUCGGCCCCCAAAGACCUGUCUGUAUCAGUUGCCUUGUUCAGCACAGGACGUAGCUGAAUAGCGGAGCAGGUCCACUCACGGGGACGCAUCCCUUAGAUCGAGUGACCAGUUGUAUGGUGUGUGUGGCUUCCCCCCAUUGUUUCUCUCCACUGAGCAAACCCAUAUCCUCCAGAAUUUUCCUCCAGCAAAAUCCUCAAUGUUCUUAGCAGGUGAGAGUUUAUCACAAAGAUGUGAUUUACUGCAGACACCCCAGGACAAGCUGGGGAUUCGUGUUCAGCCAUUCACUUGCUUCCCUAGUAGAAGUAAGUAUUCCUAGCACUCUUCAAAAGGCUGUGCUUCCAAGGAUUUCUCAAUCCAGUCUGCUAGGCAGAAGGCCUGAGAAGACAAUCCUGGCAAUCAAGUGCACGCUGUGGGUUUUCUAAGUCCUGGCUUUCUCCUCAAGGUCACCCAGAGGUGAAACCUUCCUGAGAGCUGGACCAGGAGCACAGGACUUGGUGACUAUGACCUCGUGUGUUUGGUGCCUCAGAUAGAGGACAGAGCACCCAGGUUGGGGCCUUAGCACCCACCUUUUGGUCAACACCUAACCUUUAUAAUAGUUUCCCCCCAGCAACAGGGGACCUCUCCUCCACCCACCCCAAGCACACAGUUUGGCAAAAUUCUUUUAAACAGAAUGCCAGUAAGAAGGUGACUGCUGCUGCAAAGCUUUGGGGAUGCAAAAUUCUUCCUAAUUACUAAAGAGUUCCUUAUCUAAGCAGCUUUACCUAAAGACCUUUCUCUCCAGCAAUACUGACUUCAUUGGGGAAGCGUUACAGUGCUCGGCGAGUGAUUUGUUCUCACUUGACCUGGCUCGGAGCCAUUUUUUGCACAUGAGGGAAUUUGGCCUUUCCUCAGUUAUCUGAAUGUUUUACCCAAGUGCCUUCCUGCUAUUGUAGUAAAGUCGCUCAGCUUCACUGAGCAUGGGGUGAAAAAGGACUAACGCAAUCGUCUAACCAUGUAAGUGAAAGGGGCCUCCCGAUAGUUCAAACUCCUGUAUGUAUGUAUGUAUAUACAUACAUAC